GACAGACUUUUUAUAAAACAUUUUUUUGUGUGAGUUCAUUAAUAGUGCUAUUUAAGUAUCUUCCAAAAUAAUUUAUUUAGUCUACGACUUAUCUAAUAUGCGUUUCUUAAGUUUUCUAUUGUGUGUAUGUUUUGUUCUAUAUAAACCAAGUUUUUCAAAAUCGAUUUUAAGAUAUCGAAGAGACACGGUACGAAACCCUUCAAGAAAAUGGCCAGGUGGAACAGUGCCGUUUCUUUAUUCAGCUAAUACAAGCUACCAAACUAAAAUGGCGUUCGAAGAAGCAGUAAGAGAGAUCCAAAAAGUAUCGUGUGUAAGAUUUGUUCCAAGGACGCAUGAAAAAGAUUAUGUCAGAGUUAUCACAGGAGCAGGAUGCUAUUCAAUGAUCGGCAAAGAUGGCGGUGAGCAAGAGCUUUCCCUGGGACAAGGUUGUUAUCGGAAAGGAAUUUCACUUCACGAAAUAAUGCAUUUACUUGGAUUUUUUCACGAACAAUCAAGACCAGAUAGAGAUGAUCAUGUAACUAUACAUAGCUCUCACAUAUCAGAAGAUGCUCGAACUCAAUUUCGAAAGUAUCGUUACGAAGACGGAGAUACACUUGGAGAAGAUUAUGAUCCAGAUUCGAUAAUGCAUUAUGAAAAUAAUGCGUUUUCAAAAAAUGGUCAAUCAACAAUAACUCAUAAAAAAUAUCCAUGGAAAAGUUUUGGUCAAAGAGAAAAAUUAAGUGACAUUGAUAAAAUUCAACUUAAUAAAUUAUACAGGUGUAAGAAAACAAACGAUAGCAACGAUAUUGAUAAAAAAAUCAACGAAAAUAGUAAAAUCACUUCUAAUACAGAUAAAGUCGUAUGUGCAGACAAUCAAUGGUCAUCUUUAAACGGAGAGUGUAUAAUUGGAUAUUUUAUGGGUCGUUGCAACAGCUCCCCAGUAAGAAUGUCUAUGCUGUGUCCAAAAACAUGUGGAUUUUGUAGUCCAACUUGCAAAGACAAUUCUCCAUUUUGUUCAUCGUUAUCAGGUUUUGUUUUCUGCGAAAGCAACUACGCAAAAAACAGGUGUAAAAAAUCAUGCGGUUUUUGUUAGUUCUCUGGUUGAUAAUAAACCAAUUGAAUAUAUUUGCAAAUAAAAUUAAAAAACUUUC
Messenger RNA from Hydra vulgaris (swiftwater hydra), 1130 nucleotides. RefSeq names its product zinc metalloproteinase nas-15. The record is from RefSeq and is a predicted model, not a curated record. Gene Ontology annotation, biological process: proteolysis. Lineage: Eukaryota; Metazoa; Cnidaria; Hydrozoa; Anthoathecata; Hydridae. Gene Ontology annotation, molecular function: metalloendopeptidase activity; zinc ion binding.